UGCCAGAACGAGAGGACUGGGUCAGGACGUUUUGAACCAGAAGUGGGAAAGCUCGGAUUAUGUGAACCAGACGUCGAGGGCUGAAGCAGCUGGGGAUUUCCAAAACUCGAGAAGGUGAAGAGCUUUAUUUGGCACGAAAAGGAGAUGAUAGUGCGUUCUGAUGCCAGACAACGAUGAAACGGGUUCUGUGAUGCCAGCAGUAGGUAAACAGUGUUAUUUAAUGCCAGAGGUCAAGAAAAUGAAAGAUCGUUAUUUGAUGCAGAAAUUGAAGAACCAGUCAUUUUUGAUGCCAGAAAUCGGACAAACACCAUUACUUGACACCAAUAUCGGUGAAACUUCAUUUAUCGAUUCUGAGCUCAAUUUUCUCGGAGUCAACAUCCGUACACUUCCGAAAUUACCCAUCGUCAUACAGUCAAAAAUUAAUUCGUACUCAUUGAUAAGAAGUUAUUUUUGGUGGAAAAGUCUUCCGAAAAUACCGAUCGCCACAGUAGUAAGACUACCUCGUACUCAAUAAAUGAGAAGUUGUUUCUCUCAGGCUAAAAAGUGAAUCGUCUUGGACUAUCCUGAAUGUCUUCACGAAGUCUCUGGACCCUCCUCAUCCGGACC
Molecule: messenger RNA, 606 nt
Organism: Suhomyces tanzawaensis NRRL Y-17324
Lineage: Eukaryota; Fungi; Ascomycota; Pichiomycetes; Serinales; Debaryomycetaceae
Exons: 2
Coding region: 161-514 (117 amino acids)
Source: RefSeq, a predicted model, not a curated record